AAAAUCUUCUACAUCAAUCAUGUAAAGUAAAACUAAUAUUACUUAAUUCAAAUGCAAGAAUUACACAAUUUAUUAGGAGUGUUUUGAAAGCGGAACAAACGCAACGGUUCACUGUUUCCGAUGGAACAUUACAGUGUGACAUCCAGAGGAAGUAAACAAAGGCGCUAACAGUGUUAGCUGCUUGUUGAUUUAGCUGGAAAAACAAGAGUCGCUGCGCAGAUUAUGAUUUAAUAUGAAAUGAAUCAAAAAUGUCUUCAGUUGAGUAUCUGAGAGAGUUCGUCAGCGAGCGUCUAACUGCUGCUGCUCAGGAGAUAUUCGGCGUUUUUUAUAAAACUAUCGUCGCGUACGAAGAAGAGAUCGACCGUCAGCGCAGACUGCUGAAGGAGAUCGUCUGGGACCCUGAAACAAAGUUACACAGCGACGAGCUCCCACAGCAACAUGUCUGUAAGCAGGAGGAGGAUCUCGCUGAGCAGCAGCUCUGCAUUCAGGAGAGGAGCUCCAGUCUGGACCAGGAGGACCCAGAGCCUCCUCAGAUUAAAGAGGAAGAGGAGGAGCUCUGCAGCGGUCAGGAGGGAGAGCAGCUCGUCCUGAAGCAGGAGACCGAUGACUUCAUGUUGAUGGCUCCGUAUGAAGAAAGUGACCACAGCGAAGCUCAGACCCUGAACUUCAACUCUGAUGACACUCUGAGCGCAGCAGAGGAAGAGUCUAUAGUCAGCAUGUCAGUCUCAAGCCCCGGGAUAUCAGAGGCACAAAGUGAACUCCAGUUCAUCUCUCACAGCUCUUCUAACACUGAGAGCCGAGAUCAGAAAAGAGGCGAGCACGAAGACUCAGGAUCGACUAGAAAUGUAGAACCGAAACCAAAGAAAAGACAAUACAAAAGUGGGACUUGCGAUAACAAUGUCAACAUCUCUAACUUGUUAGAGAUUCACCACAACACUAACACAGAUAAAAAGUCCUUCAGGUGUGAAAAAUGUGGGACUGAGUUUAAAUAUAGGUCAGAAUUAUGGAAACACCUGAGAGUGCACGCAGACGAGGAGCCAUAUUCCUGCAAAACGUGCGGGAAAGAGUUUGCAUACAUCAGCGGCUUGUUUGACCACAUGAGAACGCACACGGGCGAGAGGCUGUUUACAUGCAAAACGUGUGGGAAAGCUUUCAAACACCACGGUUUGUUGAAAUACCACCUGAGGAGAGCCCACACAGGUGAGAAGCUGAACAUUUGCAAAUUCUGUGGCAAAAUAUUCUCAGCCAUGUCACUGCUGAAAAGGCACGUGAGGAUCCACACAGGCGAGAAGCCGUUUACUUGCAAAACUUGCGGGAAAGAUUUCAGACUCAACAGCGAACUGUUGGUCCACAUGAGAACGCACACGGGCGAGAAGCCCUAUUCUUGCAAAAUAUGUGGGAAAGAUUUCGGCUACAACAGUCAUUUGUUGGCCCACAUGAGAACACACACAGGUGAGAAGCCGUUUACGUGCCAAACGUGUGGGGAAGAUUUCAGACGAAACUCUGAACUGACGGUCCACAUGAGAAGAGCCCACACAGGCGAGAAGCCGUACCUCUGCCAGACCUGCGGGGAAAGUUUCUGUGAGAUGUCCGUAUUGAAAAGGCACGUGACGAUCCACACGGGUGUGAAGCCGUAUUCCUGCGAAACAUGCGGGAAAUAUUUCAGACGAAACGCCGACUUGUUGGUCCACAUGAGAACACACACAGGCGAGAAGCCGUACACCUGCAGAAUAUGUGGGAAAGGUUUCAAACGCAACUACGACUUGACGGUCCACAUGAAAAAAGCCCACGCUGAGGAGAAGCCGUACCUGUGCAACACCUGCGGGGAAAGAUUUCAUUCUGUGUUUGAACUGGAGAGACAUAUAAGUGUGCAUUUGCAGGAGGAUUUUGUUGUCGUUGCGCUGAUAACUACUUCAUUUGUCAAAAACGCAACGAUGUCUUCAGUCGAGCAUUUGAGAGAGUUUGUCAACGAGCGGCUGACUGCGGCAGCUCAAGAAAUAUUUAAAGUUUUUCAUAAAACUGUCGUCGAGUACGAGGAAGAGCUCGACCGGCAGCGCAGACUGCUGAAGGAGAUCGUCUGGGACCCUCAAAUAAAGUCACACUGCACACAGCUCCCACAGCAACAUGUCUGUAAGCAGGAGGAGGAUCUCGCUGAGCAGCAGCUCUGCAUUCAGGAGAGGAGCUCCAGUCUGGACCAGGAGGACCCAGAGCCUCCUCAGAUUAAAGAGGAAGAGGAGGAGCUCUGCAGCGGUCAGGAGGGAGAGCAGCUCGUCCUGAAGCAGGAGACCGAUGACUUCACGUUGACUCCUGCUCACGAGGAAAGUGACCAAGAUCAGACUCUGACCUUAAAUCCUGAAGACGCUCUGAGUGCAGCAGAGACGGAGUCUGCAGUCACAAUAAUAGUUUUAAGCUCAUCAGAAGCACGAAGUGAACACCAGCUCGUCCCUCACAGCUCUGCAGAAACUCAGAGCCGAGACCAGAAGGGAGACCACGAGGACUCAGGAUCGACGAGAAAUGCAGAACCGAAACCAAAGAAACAAAAUCUCAAAAGCAGAAGUCGCACUUACAACAACUCUAACUUGUCAGAGAUGCAUUUUAAUAUUCAUAAUGGUAAAAAGUCUUUCAAAUGUGAGAAAUGUGGCAGCGAGUUUGAUUACAGGUCCGCGUUGUGGAGACACCUGAGAGUGCACGCAGGUGAUAAACCAUAUCACUGCGAAAUAUGUGGAAAAGUCUUUUUAAAUGACCGCUGCCUCCUGGCUCACGUGAGAACACACACGGGCGAGAGGAAGUUUAAAUGCGGCGCGUGCGGGAGAGCUUUCAAACGAAAUCACGAGCUGAAAACCCACGCGAAGAGAGCCCACGCGAGCGAGAGGCCGUUUCUGUGCAAGUUUUGCGGGAAAAGAUUCAACGACGUGUUUUCACUGAAGAGGCACGUGAGAGUCCACACAGGCGAGAAGCCGUUUACCUGCAAAAUAUGCGGGAAAGAUUUCCCGCAUUAUAGCGACGUGAAAAGCCACAUGAGCAUCCACCACUCAAAUGGAAAGCCGUAUUCUUGCACAACGUGUGGAAAAGAUUUCGGAUACAACAGCCACCUGUUGGCCCACAUGAGGACACACACGGAUGAGAGGCAGUUCAGAUGUCACACAUGCGGGGAAGCUUUCAAACGCAACUACGAACUGACGGUGCACACGAGGAGGGCCCACACAGGUGAGAAGCCGUACUUUUGCAAAUUCUGCGAGAAAGGUUUCUGUGAGAUGUCGGUGCUGAAGAGGCACGUGAGGAUCCACACAGGCGAGAGGCCGUAUUCCUGCGAAACGUGCGGGAAAGAUUUCAGACUGCACAGUGGCCUGACGGUCCACAUGAGGACCCACACAGGUGAGAAUCCGUACACCUGCAAAAUAUGCGGCAAAGAUUUCCCGUACAACAGCGACUUUAAAAGCCACAUGAGAAUCCACACAGGCGAGAAGCCGUUUUCCUGCAAAACGUGCGGGAAGGAUUUCAGACGUCGCGACGGCUUGCUGCUUCACACCAGAAUCCACACAGGUGAGAAACCGUUCACCUGUAAAACGUGCGGGAAAGGUUUCAAACGCAACUAUGAACUGACAGUCCACGUGAAGCGAGAACACACUGAGGGGAAGCCCGCGGGGACAGAUGCGUGCUGACAGACGAGACGUUUUCUGAGCAGGAGCCAAAGAAUUACAGCUGUUUUUGGAAAUCAGAAACUUGGAAAAAAAUACGCGAGGAUCGACAAUAAGUCGAAACUCUGACUGAAACACAUUUUUUUCAGUUGUUCAUCUGUAACUGAAAAUAAAUUUAGUUUUUCCCUGAUGUCGAUGUCAUGCUAGAGCGUUUACACGACUGCGUUGUUUACAUUUUGUUUGAUAAUUACUUCUUUUUUGUCAUUUAAAUUUUUAUAGUUUCCUUUCAAUCAGAAAUUCUACACAAAAACGUCUAACUAUAAAACAAGAACAAAAACAGUCUAUAAUGACUGAUGAACAUUUCACAGAUCUCUUAAUAAAAAACAUAU
Plectropomus leopardus (leopard coralgrouper) is the source of this 4027-nucleotide messenger RNA. The record is from RefSeq and is a predicted model, not a curated record. Lineage: Eukaryota; Metazoa; Chordata; Actinopteri; Perciformes; Serranidae.